AUGGCAUCAGUCAACUAUAAAGUACCACCUGUAUUUACUGAACAGAAGCCUUAUAGCAGAUGGAUUGAUGAAAUUAAAGCUUGGAAGGCCUUGACUGAUCUAGACAAAAAGAAGAUGGGUAUAGCGAUAGCGUUGUCACUUCCUGAAGAAGGACUAAAUUCCAUCCGAGAUAAAGUGUUUAGCGACUUGAGUUUAGAAGCCUUAAAUGCAGAUGAUGGAGUAGAUAAGCUCAUUGAAUUUAUGGACAAAAUAUUUAAGAAAGAUGAGCUAAGCGAAGCUUAUGAAGCAUAUUCUGAGUUUGAUAGAUUUAGGCGUAGUAAGGUUAGUUCAAUGGAGGAGUAUGUAACAGAAUUUGAGAAAUUGUACAACAAAACCAAAAAGUUUAAAAUGGAACUGCCACAGCCUGUUUUAGCGUUUAAAUUGUUAGAAUACUCAGAAUUAGAAAUGAAAGAUCGACAAUUAGUGUUAACCGGUGUCAAUUACGAGCAAGUAGAAUCACUUUUCAAGCAGAUGGCAACUUCUCUUAAAAAGUUUUUUGGACAGCAAGCUAGCAAAGAUAUGGGAGACAGAAUUAAAGUGGAAUCAGCAUGUAUGGCCGAUGAAGAGGUAAAUUAUUCAAGGAAUCGUUUUGGACGAGGUAGAGGAUACAGAGGGAAUCAAAGUUCAAAUAGAGCAGGUGAUUAUAGGCCACAAAGCAACUCUAAUUACAAAGCAAAAUUCAACAAAUCUGUCAAUUCAAAUGGACCUGAUGGUUUGCCACUACGUUGUCUCAGUUGUGAUUCAAUUAGACAUUUGGUAAAGCAAUGCCCACACUCUUAUGAAAAUAUGGCCAAGGCAAAUCAAGGUGUUGAAAAAGCUGUGUUGUUUACUGGAAAUAAGUCACAGGAAGCUCUUGUUCUUUUGAACGAAUCUGCCAAUUCAGCAAUAUUAGAUAGUGCUUGUACUUCCACAGUGGCAGGGGAAACAUGGAUGAAGUGUUAUUUAGACUCCCUAGACUCUUCUAUAAGGGAAAAAGUAGUGGAAAACCCAAGUGAAACUCUUUUCAAAUUUGGUGGAGGUACAGUUCUCCAAUCAACAAAGAAGGUUACUUUUCCAUGUGCUAUUGCAGGUGUUGAAUGUGAAAUUCAGGCAGAUGUUGUAACAAGCGAUAUACCAUUGUUGUUGAGUAAGGACUCCAUGAAGAAAGCAAAAAUGAAGCUAGAUCUUGAAAAUGAUAGUGCAAAUAUUUUCGGAAAAGAUGUUCAACUGCAGUGCACAUCAUCAGGGCAUUAUUGCGUACCAAUAGAUCAAUUGAAAGUUGAUAUUAAAGUUACAGCCGCUGCACUUGUAGCAACACAAAUGACCAAAGACAAAACCAAAAUCAUAGAAAAACUUCAUAAGCAGUUUGCUCAUCCAUCAGCUAAAAGACUGAAAACUUUGUUGAAAGAUGCAGGUGGUUACACCAAAGAACACUUAGAUUGUGUAGAUGAAAUAACAGAAGGUUGUGAUGUCUGCAAGAAAUAUAAGAAAACUCCAGCUCGACCAGUGGUUUCACUUCCGUUGGCCACUGAGUUCAAUGAAGUGGUUGCUGUUGAUUUGAAAGAAUGGAAACCAAACACAUACUUUUUGCAUUUAAUUGAUAUUGCAACAAGAUUUAGUCUGGCUACAGUUAUCAAAAGGAAAACACCAGAUGUCAUAGCGGACAAGAUAAUGUCUCUGUGGAUAGGGAGUGGAAUGGGACCUCCAAAGCGUUUCCUAGCUGACAAUGGUGGUGAAUUUGCAAAUGAAAUUUUCCGUGAUAUGUGUGCUAACCUAAACAUUGAUGUAAUGAAUACUGCUGCUUAUAGUCCUUGGCAGAAUGGUAUUUGUGAACGUAAUCAUGCUGUGGUUGAUGACUGUGUUGCCAAAAUAUUGGAAGAUCAACCAAAACUAAAUCUAGAAGUAGCUUUAGUAUGGGCUUUGAAUGCAAAAAACAGUCUCUCGAUGGUAUAUGGAUGGAGCCCGUAUCAACUUGUUUUUGGAACAAACCCAAACUUGCCAAAUGUGCUUAAUGAUAAACCUCCUGCUUUGGAGCACAAUACAGUCAGUCAGACAUUUGCCAAUCAUCUAAAUGCAUUGCACUCUGGUAGGCGUGCUUUCAUACAAGCCGAGUCAUCAGAAAGAAUAAGAAGGGCUCUACGUCAUAAAAUUAGAGCCUCUGGUGAAUGUUUUCAGCAUGGAGAUAAAGUUUAUUACAAAAGAGAUGAUGAUAAUAAGUGGAAAGGACCUGGAACCGUCCUUGGUCAAGAUGGCAAAGUAGUAUUUGUAAGGCAUGGAAGUAUAUAUGUCAGGGUGCAUCCAUGUAGGCUCAUCAGGUGUGGAACAGAGUUUAAUGAUAUGCCAUCUAAGCAACUAAGUGUAAACAAAAGCAAUGUACAACCAGUUAGAGAGAAAAUUCAUCAGACUGCAUUUUAUGAUAGUGAUGAUGAGGAGGAAAACAUCAAUAGAAAUGUGGAACAGAAUAUAGAGGAACAAGAACCUGUACAAAAUGAAAAUGAUCAUCAGCAAAAUAUACAACCUCCUCAAAUGCAAAAUGAUGACAAUGAACAAGUAGAUCAAAAUAUUGCACCUGGAGCAGCAUUUGAUAACAUUGAAGAGCCUGUAAGGCCAAAGGAAAAGAAAACCAAAGAUAUUCCACAUGUUGGAGAAAACAUAGUAUACAAAAUGAAAGAAAAUGACACAUGGGUCAAAGCUAAGGUUGUUAGUAAAGGUGGUAAAUCAAGUGGAAAAAAUUGGGCUUAUUUGAACCUUCAGGAUGAGAAUGAAGAUGCUCAGGUUGGCAUAGAUUUUGCCAAAGAUGUUCAAGAGUGGCGUACAGAACAAGAUGUAGAUGAAGUUAAUGCAGUUGUUGUUCCUCAAUCUAGGCAUAAUGAGAACCAAGUGAAACAUGCUAAACAGCUAGAAAUGGACAAUUGGAAAUCAUUUAAAGUUUAUGAUGAAAUUCCAUAUUCAGACCAAAAAUUAAUGUCAACAAGAUGGGUUAUUACAGAAAAAGAAAUGAAUGGAGAAAGAAAAGUGAAAGCUAGGUUGGUAGUGAGAGGGUUUGAGGAAGAAAAUGAAGUAAAAUCAGAUUCACCAACAGUACACAAAGAAAGCCUUAGGUUAUUUUUAGCUAUAGCUUCCACUUCUGAGUUUGACAUUCAUUCAAUAGAUAUAAAGGCAGCAUUUUUACAAGGUAAAGAAAUAGACAGAAUUAUUUUUGUAAAACCUCCAAAAGAGCUUUCUUCUGAUAAACCAGUAGCAUGGAAACUAAACAAGUGUGUUUAUGGGCUUAUUGAUGCCUCUAGGAACUGGUUUCUUAGUGUUAAAAGAGAACUUCUACAACUGGAGUGUAUUCAGUCUAAGAUUGAUCCUGCCAUAUUUUAUUGGCACAAAAACAACAAUCUUGAGGGACUUUUCCUAAUGCAUGUAGAUGAUUUUCUAUGGGCAGGAAGUGAACAUUUCAAAACGCAGGUUAUAUGUCAACUCAGGGACAAAUUUGAUUGUGGGAAAGAAUUAGACAGUAGUUUCAGAUAUAUAGGUCUUAAUAUUCAACAUGAAGGCAAUGAUAUAUUCUUACAACAACAUGAUUAUACAGAUGAACUGAAGCAAGUUGAUAGAGCUGACAUUAAGAAUGGUAUAUAUCCAGAAAUUGUUGGUCAGUUACACUGGAUUGCCACACAGAGUAGACCUGAUUUGUGCUUUGAUGUUUUGGAUCUUUCUACUUCUGUACAGCUAAGUGAAGCUAAGACUCAAUCAAAGUUGAAUAAAGUAAUCAGAAAAGCUAAAAACAAUUCAUACAGAAUUAAAUAUCCAAACUUAGAAAGUCUAAAGAACAUUGAGUUAAUACUCUAUACGGAUGCCUCAUAUGCCAAUUUAUCUGAUCGUGUUUCAAGUGCCGGUGGAUAUGUGAUAUUUCUACGCGGACAAAAUGGAAAAAAUUGCCCAAUUUCUUGGUCUUCAAAGAAAAUCAGACGAGUUGUUAAAAGUACUCUAGCUGCAGAAGCUUUAUCACUUGUUGAUGGACUAGAUGCUUGUUAUUUUGUAAGGAGCAUUCUUCAAGAAAUGAUAAAAUUAAAUGCAGAAGAAUCUAUUCCAAUCAAUUGUUUUACAGACAACAAAUCUCUGUGUCAAAACAUUCACUCAACAAAACUUAUUUCUGAGAAACGGUUGUGUUUAGAUUUAGCUAGCAUCAAAGAAAGUGUUAGUCUUGGUGACAUCACAGUCACAUGGAUUAAAACCAGCAGCCAGAUUUCGGAUUGUUUAACUAAAGCAGGAGCUGAUUUCCAUCCUUUGAUCAAAGUUCUCAGUACUGGGAAAGGACCAUGA
Mytilus trossulus (common blue mussel) is the source of this 4326-nucleotide messenger RNA. RefSeq lists its product as uncharacterized. Lineage: Eukaryota; Metazoa; Mollusca; Bivalvia; Mytilida; Mytilidae. The record is from RefSeq and is a predicted model, not a curated record. Gene Ontology annotation, molecular function: nucleic acid binding. The coding region runs from base 1 to 4326 and encodes 1441 amino acids. Gene Ontology annotation, biological process: DNA integration. The transcript has a single exon.